CUGUGCUCAGAUUUUAGCCUAGCUAGCUCAACUCACAGUCACACGCACAGCAAUACGCUAAUACGACGCACAACCACCAGCACCAGCGAGCACAAUGGAGCAACCGAGCAACGCACAGGACGGGCUCAGCCUGGAGCUCACCCUGGCCGCCGACGUGGGUGUGGCGCCGGUGGAGCCCGGCUUCUUCCUCUGCGUCUACUGCAACCGCAGGUUCCGCACCUCGCAGGCGCUUGGCGGCCACCAGAAUGCGCACAAGCAAGAGCGCGAAGUGGCUAAGCGCCGCCGGGACGCCGCUGCCGCCAUGCGCCCCUCCCCCGCCUGGAAGGCUGCUGCUCGAAUGCCCGAGGAGCCUGCUGCUGGUGGCAUGGCGCACAAGCACGGCAGCAGCUGCCGGGAGAGCAACCCCGAGCUGGACUUGUCUCUCCGGCUGUAACAGGUCGGCCGAAUGAUCUCUGCUAAAAUCCUUGCUCCACACCCCUUAUUUCCAGUGCUACUUUGCGUGAACCCUUUGUUUCAAGCUCCUGUUGGGCAUACUAUCAAAAACAAAAUACUCCUACCUCAUGCUGGGCAUGCAUUGAGUUCAUCGGCUCUUCUACUUGAUUUUUUUAAUUCUUGGAACCAAAUCUCUAGACAUUCCAUUUCUCCGGCCAGUUUGUAUAUAUGGUUGUGAGGCUACUUAUAUUGUAAAAAAAAAUCAACAUUUAUAUAAGGCUAAACGUUUCCUUACCCGUUAGGAAUCUAGACACAGAAUAUAAAGUUGUUGUUUUUUUGCGAGUGAGAAUAUAAAGUUGUUGUUGGUCAA
This is a messenger RNA of Aegilops tauschii subsp. strangulata, 802 nucleotides long. RefSeq lists its product as uncharacterized. Gene Ontology annotation, molecular function: DNA-binding transcription factor activity. Lineage: Eukaryota; Viridiplantae; Streptophyta; Magnoliopsida; Poales; Poaceae. The record is from RefSeq and is a predicted model, not a curated record.